AAAAAGAAAGUAUUUUGUUAGGAUUUUUUAUUUUCAGAGAGAUCUGCUGGCAACAGACUCUCUGCUACGUGGGACUGAGGGGAGAGAAGCAGCCCUACUCACUGAAGAUAGGUCCUGCUUCUUAGGCUACUGGACACCAUUAGCUCCAGAGGGAUCGUACACAGGAACGCACCCUUGGUCGUCCGAUCCCGGAGCCGCGCCCCCGUCCCCCUCGCAGAGCCAGAAGACAGAAGCCGGCGUGAGAAGCAAGAAGACUUCGAAAUCGGCGGCAGAAGACUCCAGUCUUCAUAUGAGAUCUUGAAGAACCAACAAGAGUGUAAAAUGUUGGCUCCUAACAGCCCUGUUUGUGAUGAAAACAAAGUUCCAGUGGUGCAAAAAGUACAUCGGAAAUCUGUUGGACGGACUCCACUGAAGGUUCUCACAGGUCAGCAUCUUGCUGUACCUGAUCCAAAUAGUUUGAUAAAUAAAAGAUCAACUCUGACUAAAACAACCAGGGACCCAGUUUUAACGAACAAGGACACUAUCCGUGUUGGUACUGGCAAACCUAUCAAUGUUUGGAUUGACACUUGCCAUAAUAAUAAUUUGCCAGAAAGCUCUGAUACUGAGACCAAUUCUUCAAGAAAUCUACUGCCAUGUUCUCUGAUUACAGCUAAAGAAUUGAUCCUGGAAGAGACACGUUGUUCCCUUACAAACAAUGACCAGUCUAGUCAGUCAUGUGCCGAUAUAUUGCAAUCACACCCCAUAUCUUCAGUUGAGGAACAGUGUUAUGAGACUGAAAACUUUCAUAGCCUUCAAGAAGAACACAACACAUUGCCCAACUUACCACCUGAUAUUGUAGCUAAUGCAUUUACAGAGAAGCCGGAACAUCCUACUUUGGAAGAUGUUUGCCAAAGGGCAGCCGAUCUGUCAAACCUGUUACCAUUGACAAAUUCUGAUGCGUUACUACACACAAUGGCUGGAAGUUCUCUCAAGCUCUGUACUCUUCCUGAAGCAUCCUCCAUUAAUUAUGUAAACAUUAAUUUAGCAGUGAAUAAUAAUGGCACAGGGAAUGUUUCAAACAGUGAUUUGGAUUUCUGUAAAACUGAAAGUGUAUCUAUCUCAGAAAAAGAGGAUCUAUUACAGUAUAAAACGAUAACUGAGGACUGUGAAGUUUUGGAUGAAGCAGAACCUAACAUUGUAUGUACAAAUGACACGUAUGUAAAAGAUCCUUACAUUGAUGGUGCAUUUGAACAAAGCUUUGCAACAGCAUUGCCAGAUAUGCUUUCAGACCUAACAUUCAAAAUUGAAAAAUGUAAAAUUUUUGCAAAAGAGGAUGAAGAAUGCUACCAGCAUGUGUUAGCAGAAGAUACUGAUCCUGUUGUGAGUGGUCUUCCUAUUGAGAAGUUAUCCUCCACUUUGCAAGACACUUUUGUGGAUGACCUAAAACCAGGUAAACUAAUCGAUGCGUCUGCAGGGAUGGGUGAGAAUCCUCACAUUAUCAUUGGCCCUGUAGUUCCUGAUGAGGCAACAGAGUCUCUUCUGCCUGGCUUAAGCAGUUUUUGUUUGCCUGACGAUGACCAUUUGACUGGAUUAUUACCGAUAGAUCAUGAAAUGUUUUCACACAAUACAGAGGAAUGCACAAGAAACAAUAAUCUGAACAUGCUACAGGAUGUAAAUAAAGACUUUGAAGGAUCUAUUAAAGUUACUCCAGGAUGUAUAGUGACUGCACCUGGAGACUGUGUUGAAUCACAGUCAACUUGGCUCACUCCCAUUUCUAAUAUACAUCAGACAUGUCAAUCUAAUCAGUCUUCUGGGCCACAAAAGAGCACAGAAGAUGUCUCCUCACCUGCUUAUGAUUGCCCCACUCCUGUUAUAUCAACUCAGUCAAGGUUUCAUGAUAUCCCUUUGUUUAGCAGGAGUGUGUUUAAAAAAGUGACUCCUAGGAUGUUAGCCUCUCCAUGUGAAUCUGGGACGUCUAUGACCCCUAUAUUAACCUCUGAUGGGGUCACAUGGACAACACCUAUAAUGCUUCUGAACAGAAGUAUGAACACUUCAUUGGACACUGUAUGUAGUGCAGAGAGAAGCGCAAAAGAUAAUGCCUCUGAGACGGAUGCCUUGCUAUGGAACUUUACCAGGGAGACACUAUGUAACGCUUCUCGUGAAGAGCUGAUGGAUCGAUUGGAAGGCUCUUUAAUUAUAGUGGAAGUACUUUCACGCGAGCUCCAAGGUUGGCAACAAGCUAAGGUCUCCUCAAAACCAUCGGAACAGAGAGAGUGUGCUACACAAACAUGUGUCACCUAUUGCACUGCGGAGGAACAGCAUUACCAUAAUCUCUACUUGAAAACCUUGAGUAAACUUCAGUCGCUACAGCACUGGCAGGAGGAAGAGAAGCAUUUACAGCACAUUCUUAAGGAAGUUACAGAGAACUUGGUAUCUUACAACAGUGAAGCUGCAUCUAUGAUUGACUUUGCUGAGAACCUGUACGAGAGUACUCAAAAGGACAGAGGUGAUCUAAACCAAAACGUGAGCUGUGCUCGCACCCUUCUAGAAGAGCAUUUGCUAACUCUGGCUAAAGCGAACCAGAAGGUGCAAGACUGUCUACUUCAGAGGGAUGAAAUGAGAGCACGUAUGGAAGAUGCUAAUUGUGCCAAGGAAGCGGCAAAUCAAUGUUUGGAGGAUCUCGAGAUCCACUCUUCAGCCAUUAUUGCUGAGCUACGCCGGGAUCUGGAAUCGGAGACACAAUUUUGUAAUGCUGUCAAGGAGGCUUAUAAACAACAGCUUUCGUACAAUGAAGAAUUGGUGGGAUUUGUUGACACUGCUCAGUCUGUUUGUACUGAAAUGGAUGACGACCGAACCCAGUUGCUGAGUCAGUGCUCUGAGGCCAGGUUGUUGAUGUCUCAACACUGGCGUCUGUUUGAGAUUAUGAAGAAAAAGACGCAAACAGCGCUUGAGGAAUAUGAAGAAAUUAAGAAUGAACGAGACAUGGCAAUUCUGGAAAAUGAUGAGGUGUUCAGACAUUUGAAAAAUGAGAAGUCUCAGAAUGAACAAGUGAUACUGGAGAAUUCUCGUCUUGGCUCAGAGCUUGAAACACUAAUGGGAUUUAUGUGUAAACUGGAGUCUGAAAUUGAACAGCUGAGAGAUAGAAACUCUGAACUAGUGGAACAGUCAUCUGCUAAAGAUUCUUCUCUGAAACUACUUGAGAAAGAACUAAACGAGGCAACUGUUCGAGGACAAGAAUAUCAAGAUCGCAUCAAAUUUCUCUCUGCAGAGAUUUUGCCCAGCUUGGAGCGGAAUUUAUCAGAAGCUUUAAGCCAAAAGAAAGACCUGCAGACACAGCUCAAGGUGCUGAAAAAAGAAAAUGCUUCUCAAAUAGCAUACUAUACAGAAACCCUCGAGUUUCUUGAACGGGAAAAUGGUGUAUGUCGGGAGCAAGUUUCCGAGACUGAAUCCCAGCUGAAAACACAUCAUCUUACAUUGCUGGAACGAAACUUUCAGUGUGAAAAUUUGAAGGACACUGUCAAAGAACUACAGACAGAAGUAAAUGAGCUGCAUGAAAAGUUGUCUAACACAAAGGAUGACGCUCAGAACAUGGUCACCAAAAUGUCCAAAGAAAUCUCAGAUUCGUCCGAAGUGGUGUCAAAAAUCAGAUCACAUCUUCUGGAGCAUAUAGAAAAUCGGAGAGAAUCCGCAAAUGGAGAGACUAAAGCAGUUUUAUUUGGUCCACAUACACCUGGUGGGAGUCUUGUCCUUCAUAAUAAUUUCCAUGAGGAACACAUGAAUGCUACUAAUUUGAAUGCAACAGAUUCUGAAGACCAAACAGCGGAAGGCAUUUGGAGUAAAACAAGUGCAUUUACUGUAGUACUCCCAGUGGCCUCACCAUCUCCAGGUACGCCUCAGGUGAACUUGGAAGAUUUAUUACAUGAACUGAGCAAUACGGUCACAGAAGUCAUCACCAAUUCAUCAUAUGCAAUAGACGCAAACCAGAAAAUCAUUGAGGAGUUUAAGAAAGAAAGUGCAUGCAUGAAAAAAGAACUACAAAAUGAAAAAUUCCGACAUACAUCUGACAUACGUAACAUGCAGUUAGAGCUUGACGAGCUGAGGAGGAGAAAUUGCAUUUUGGAUGAGAAAGUGAAUAGCAAAGAAAAGUGCAUCACCCAGCUUCAGGAGGUCAUAACUCAACAGGAACAGAAGAUAUUGCAGCAAUUUAGUAAGGCGAAAGCAAGUGAGGCGCUUAUUGAGGAGAAUGAAAAGUUACAGCUGUCACUGAAAUUAUGUGAAAAUGAGGUGCAGGUACUGAAAGCGGAGCUAGCACAGAGCCCAGCUGACGCUGCAAGAAACUGGAUUCAGGAGAAACUUCUGCUACACAAGGAGUUGGCGACACUGAAACUAAAACUUGUUGACACUGAUUGUGCAAAGUCUGAAACAGUCCAGCGACUAAUGAGACAUAUUGAUAUUCUGACAACAAAUCUCCAUCACUCAGAGGCAGAAGUGCAUAAACUAGAUAACAUCAUUGAGAAAAUACGAAUGGCGCUCCGCUCUGUACCAGACGUAACCAGCAGUGACAUACUGAAACAGUUGGUGGAAUUCCUCAACUAGACCCUCAUUACAGCGUUCAAUACUUCAAGAAAGUUUCAGCAUGCUGCACUGGUAUAUGAAUUUUACCAAGGUUAUAUAUUUAUUAUAUGAAAUUAUUACAUACUUGUAAAUACUUAAUGUUCUGAAUUUUAAACACUUCAAAAGUGUGUCUGUAAAAUCUUGUAACUUGAGGCAUCUCUUAUGGAGGGAGAUAUGUUGAAAUGAAAAUAAAGGUUUAAUGUAUAUAAAAACA
This is a messenger RNA of Pseudophryne corroboree (corroboree frog), 4807 nucleotides long. RefSeq names its product sperm associated antigen 5 (gene SPAG5). The coding region runs from base 322 to 4575 and encodes 1417 amino acids. Gene Ontology annotation, biological process: cell division; regulation of attachment of spindle microtubules to kinetochore. Lineage: Eukaryota; Metazoa; Chordata; Amphibia; Anura; Myobatrachidae. The record is from RefSeq and is a predicted model, not a curated record. The transcript is spliced from 26 exons.